Molecule: messenger RNA, 204 nt
Organism: Notolabrus celidotus (New Zealand spotty)
Lineage: Eukaryota; Metazoa; Chordata; Actinopteri; Labriformes; Labridae
Product: integumentary mucin C.1-like
Exons: 4
Source: RefSeq, a predicted model, not a curated record
ACAUCUACUGCUCAAACAACAUCCACAACAGCUUCCACAUUGACCACUACUGCUCAAACAACAUCCACAACAGCUUCCACAUUGACCACUACAACAGCAACAGCAGAUGCUCCAACAACCACAUCUACUGCUCAAACAACAUCCACAACAGCUGCAGAUGCUCCAACAACCACAUCUACUGAUCAAACAACAUCCACAACAGCU